This is a messenger RNA of Amoebophrya sp. A120, 681 nucleotides long. The record is from the annotation of a GenBank genome assembly. Lineage: Eukaryota; Dinophyceae; Syndiniales; Amoebophryaceae.
GAAGGGAUCUUACUAGAAAACGAGACGCGCAGCUGGAAAAAAUGGACCGAGAGCAGAACGAGCUGAAAUGGGCUUGUUCCGCCGCCCGCCGCCCACAGGCUAGGAGGUUUUUUGCUUCAAAAUAGUAUACAUGAUAGUACAUGAUCUGAUCUAGGUCUUCCACAAAUUCGCAUACACACAGCAUUCCCCGAAGAUUCAACAUAGUAGUUCCACCCAUUUUUUUGACAUUGAUUUGUUUAGUUCGAUCCCAGCACAAUAUCCCAACCGAAGACUACUCCGCAUGAAAGAAAAACGAAAAAGAACCCCUCAGUAGAACGCUUCUCUGUUCGUGUAAGUAACUUCUUUGUUGUUCUCGACCAUUUUUAUAUCACGUCUUCACAAGAAGAAGAACCAAGAAUCUGAUUACUUAAUAAAUAGGCAAUAUGUCGUGUCGUCGAUUUAGGCGAGAUACAUCGAUUUCCUUUUUGUUUCCCCAACAUUUUCAUAUUCAUUUCAAGACCUAGGCCUGCAAAAGGUUCGGUCCACGUUGCAGGGCCGGACAAGGCGAAGGCAACGGAGAAGUCGGCCCCACGCUAGCGAGCAAACCAAGCUUGCCUUGCUGUGCCACGGUGCUAGACCGACUAGUUGCAUCUUGUUCCACCUUUGAUGUUCGUUCCACCCCGCUGUGGCACGAUGAGGCCA